This is a messenger RNA of Schizophyllum commune H4-8, 4915 nucleotides long. RefSeq lists its product as uncharacterized. The transcript is spliced from 5 exons. The record is from RefSeq and is a predicted model, not a curated record. Gene Ontology annotation, molecular function: protein binding. Lineage: Eukaryota; Fungi; Basidiomycota; Agaricomycetes; Agaricales; Schizophyllaceae. Gene Ontology annotation, biological process: endosomal vesicle fusion; protein targeting to vacuole. Bases 157 to 4833 code for a protein of 1558 amino acids. Gene Ontology annotation, cellular component: HOPS complex; late endosome.
CGGAGCAAAAGACGGCGCGGGCGGGUCGGGAUAAUUACUGCCGCACGCGGGAGCCACGUUGCUGCGUUGAGAAGCCGGUGCCAAAUUCAAUUCCUUCCUUCCGUCACACCAGACGCGCACCCCGAGCGAAGGGCGCGUCUCCCGACACUCCCCAACAUGAGCUCUUCACCGGCGGGCGAGGCAUCCUCUGCCCAUGGCGGCCCACAUCUGCACUCGCGCACCCUGUCGUUCGACUUCGACCAGGACGACAGUUACGACUUCGAGGAGGAUGCACAUGUCGAGGACGACGGGGAUUAUUCUGCAAGGAUGGAAGCCGUACUCGGCGAGGAUGCGGAGGAAGACGAGGGCGAGUACGAAGACUACGAGCACGAACAAGAGCCGGAUUUGUCUUGGAUGGACGAAGACCCACAAUCAUCGUACCGCGACCAACUACGCGACGUUCUGGAAUCGGAGGACUCGGGGGAGGAACUGGGGGAUGGUCCCGAAGAACAUCAUUCAGAGGCACAGCCGCACAUUGUCACCCAAGAUGUGGACGAGCACCAGGACACGCUCUCCUCACCUUCGACACCUUCCAUGCCCAGAACACCACAGCCUACCGAGUCCCCUUUACCGAAUGGCUCAGCUCCUCGGCUCGCGAAACCCUUCCUUCACCCUACUGUCUCCCGUUUGCGCUCCUACACCCCUCAACCUUCGCGCGCACCUUCCUCCGCAAGCAUGGGUACACUAAACCCGCCAGGGCUCGACACGCCCGGAGGCUCCCAUUUCUCUGCACUCUCCCGCAUGUCCUCCUUGUCAAAUCUCCAGCAGCUACCGUCCGCCUCGACAAACGAUCACUCUAAUGGUCACAUCCCUGCGCCUGAUCGCGAGGUCUUCCGCUGGACGCUCCUGCGUAACAUCGGCCAGCACGUAUAUUCCAGUAAUCCACAGAAGACUGCGUCUCUUCUGGGCGCUCCUGCCAUCGGCGCUCCCACCGUCCUUGCUGCCAAUGGUCUCAUCUGCGUCGGCACGGACAACGGGAAGACCUCCGUGUACGACUUUACGCAGAAUUUGAAGUGCAUUUGCGGCUCGGAGGAUUCGCAAACGGUUGGCCCUGUUACCGCGGUCGCCCUCUCUCACGACCAUACCUACGUCGCAACGGGACACGCUUUCGGGCACGUCCAGCUGUUCGAUCUGAAAAACCCGAAAUCUCCCGCACGAGUCGUUGCACCGACAACUAUCGAGGUCGUUGCUUCAGGUCGCCAAGAAGGCCAUAUUCGCGGUAGUAGGAUCGUCAACGUCGACUUUGUUGCUGGCAGGCACACAGCCUUGGUCUCCGCUGAUGAGCAUGGUAUGGCCUUCUACCAUAGUCUCGGCAAAGUUCUCUUCGUCGAUGCGUCGGACAUCUUGAGGAUAUUGGGCAAAUACCCCUUGGACGACCCGCCCGUAUCCCCGUCGACCAUCGUGGCAGGUCCGACGCCGAAAUCCCAGGUUCAUACCCAUGUUCCACCUGAGAGGCGAAGGCACCGCUUUACCAUGCUCGCAAUGGCACCUCUGCCAUUAGGGACAUCACCACAUUCGACAGACGCGUACAAUCUCAUCGCUCUACUGACGCCUUCCAAGCUCGUCAUCGUGGGCUUGAAGCCGACACCGAAGACCUGGCUGAGGGCACCGCGAGAGCCAGAAGAGGGGGGCGGGAAGACGAAGUGGAAGGGCACGCUUUCAUGGUUCCCCAGCGUCUCUGUCUCCCAAGGCUCGCCGAAGAAGGCUGCCAACGGCAAGGACGAGGCUGUCCCCGCGACAACUCCAAUCCUCGUAUACACCUGGGGCAACUCCCUGCGUCUGCUCAAGGUCACCGAAGUCCGUGGCAGGGAAACCGUCCGCAACCCUCGCACGGGCAAGACCACCGAGAUGGAGGUCGGCCGGAUGGCUUUCGAGGAUGCGGGCCGGUGGGCGGCGCCGUCCGAUAUCCUCGCUUCGCAGUGGUUGAACGCCAAUCAAGUGAUUGUGUUGACGGACGACAUGCUUGGCGUGUACGAUUUGCGGCACGGCGCGCUGGUUGAGCAGGUGCCGUUCAAUGGGAUGUCGCUUGUGUCGCCGUCGCUGAAGCGGUCGGUCAAUGGGUCGAUGCCGUAUUCUGUAUCCAUUCGUGAUGUGGCGCAUAGUCUACGGGCGUACAAGGGCAAGAUCUUCAUUUUGGGCCGCGAGCACCUCCAGGUCGGCACCCUGCUGACUUGGGCGGACCGGGUGCUUUCCUUCGUCGAGAAUGGCGACCUUCUGAGCGCCAUCGAUCUCGCGCGCACCUAUUACACGGACGAAGCUCCCGGCAACCGCAACGGCCUGCCGGAUGACCCCGAGCUCCGGAAAGAGACAAUCGGCCAGAAGAUGCAAGACCUCAUGCAAGCUUCCGCCCGCUACGCCUUCUCCGAAGAACGCCUCACCGACGCCACCCACAUCACGCCAGACAACCGGGGCGUCGACCGCACUGACCUCUUCGAAGGGCUCGUCCGGACGUGCGCGCGCGCCUGCAUCGCGCUCGACGACUUCGACUUCCUCUUCGAAGAUCUCUUUGGGCACUACGAUGACGCGGGCAUCACGCGCAUCUUCCUGCGCGAGCUCGAGCCGUUCGUGCUGGAGGGCGAGAUCAAGUUCGUCCCGCCGUGGAUCACGCAGCGGCUGGUGGCGCUGCACGAGGAGGAUCGCCGCCCGGACCUCGUCGAGCGCGUCAUCUGGCACAUUGACCCGGCGUGUUUGGACAUCAACCAGGCGAUUCAUCUGUGCCAGCGGUACCACCUGUACGACGCGCUCAUUUAUGUGUACACAAGGGCGCUGAGGGAUUAUGUGGCGCCGAUUGUGGAGUUGCUGGGCUUGAUGCGCAGGGUGCAGCAGCAUCGGCGGGCGCAAACGCGGUCGCCGGAGUCGGGAGGGGUGCUGGAUGAGAGGACGCUGGAAUCGACGAUCGUCAACGCGUACAAGGUCUACCCGUACCUCGCCAACGUACUGUCAGGCCUUACGUACCCGAGCGAGGAGCCGCUGCCUGCAGACGAAGUCGAUCAGGCGAAGGGGGACAUCUAUGCUUUUGUCUUCUCCGGGCGCUCGGCGUCGUGGCCUAAGCAGGGAGAUAGCAGACUAGUGCUCACGGCAGAAGAGGAGGGUGGCGUCGAGCCAACAUAUCCCUACGUGCGCCAGCUCCUACGCUUCGACGCGGAGUCCUUCCUGCACUCGCUCGACAUUGCCUUCGAGGACUUCUAUCUGACGGACGAGCCGCAAGGCAUGAGCCGGCUGGUGAUCAUUCAUGUCCUCCUCGAUGUGCUGGCGACGGGUGACCUGUCCCCCUCGGACGUGACCUUCAUCAACAUCUUCAUUGCGCGAAACGUACCGAAGUACCCCGGGAAGCUAGAGCUGCCACCGAAGACCCUGCACAAGGUCCUCAUCUCACUCGCGGAGGAUACGGACCCAAGUACGCGGGAAGACCGCCAGCUCGCAGCGGAGUACCUGCUCUCGGCCUAUACCCCUCACGACCACGAGCGCAUGCUCCGCCUUUUCGAGCAAGCCGGCUUCUACCGCAUACUGCGUACAUGGCACCGCCGCGAGCGCCGCUGGGGCGCGCUGCUCGUCGCCUACAUCGACGACCCUGACCUGCACCCCUCGGAAAUAUUCUCCAAUGCGGAUGAGGUACUCGGACAGGCCGCACGGGCGAAUCACGGGCUGCUGCCCUCGGAGAUCGUCGCGACGAUCGAGGACGCGCUGGCGCAGCUCACACAGGCGGGCCUCACGUACUGCGCGGGGCUGCUCGAUAGGCAUGUCCCGCAGCUGCACCAGCGGGCGCUGGAUACCCUGGAGGAGGGCGCCGACGCGGAGCGCUAUGCUUACCUUCGCCACCUUCUUGGGCCUGUGCAUUCGGAGGAGUACGAAGUGCCGACGAUCCUGCCGCAGAAGACGCCCUCGCAGCGUGUCCCGCGAGAUCUGCGGCACCAGUUCGUGCAGCUGCAGUGUCGGUACCACCCUGAGGAGGUCAUAUCGCUGCUCAAGACCUUCCCGGACGACUUCGUGGAUAUGAAGGUGGUGGCAGAUGCGUGCGAGGCGAAUGAGGUGUACGCUGCAGCUGCGUGGGCAGUGGACAAGCUUGACAAGCCCGGCGAUGCCCUCGGCAAGGUCGAAGCGUUCGACAAGAAGCUUACGCUUCGCGUGCUCGACUGCUUUGGCUCGGACGCUGCGGACACCAGGGAAGAGGGACUGUCUCGCGCGGUGAAGUCCAUGCAAGACCUCGUUCGCACGGGCAUCGAGAUCUGCGUAGGACGAUCGCAAGGCUCCGCUGUUGACAUGCCUCUGGAGGAUCUGUGGUUCCAGCUUCUCAAUGGCCAAAUAACAAGCGUGCAAGCCGUGUCCGGCUACCUAUCCGACUCGAAAGACGCCGACACCUCCGUCUCAGAGGCUCAACAGCAGACGCUUGCUUCUCUGCGCGCCCUCGUCCAGGAAACUUUCACUGCGUUGGUCUCCAUGAGCUCCGCACGGAUGGUGUCCUUCCCCCGUUUAUUCAAGCGGCUGGUCAGCUCGACGGCGCAAUCUGCAAAGGGCGCGCAGUACAACGAGUUCCGGACCAUCCUCACGGGCAUGCUGGAGUCUUACCGGGAGGACGGGGACAUGCUCAUCAUCUCCAAGCAUCUCGUCGAUCGAGACCUCUACGCGACAACCGCCGUGCUGGUGCGCGAGCAGGCGCGCGGCUGGGCUGCGGGGCGGGGGAUCUGUACGCGUUGUCGGCGUGCAUUGCUGGGCAAGGACGGCGUGGCCGCGGACGACGUGCGGAUCUCCGUCGGUCGGACAGGCGCUGUGUAUCACUUAGACUGCGUACCAUAGCCGUGUGGGCGGUUUACUUGCUAAUCGAGGAUUCCUACGUAUGUAUGUAUCGUAUAAUGUGAGGUGCUGAUUUAGCGAUGCA